This is a messenger RNA of Aspergillus pseudonomiae, 1369 nucleotides long. RefSeq lists its product as uncharacterized. The record is from RefSeq and is a predicted model, not a curated record. Gene Ontology annotation, biological process: DNA-templated transcription; regulation of transcription by RNA polymerase II. Lineage: Eukaryota; Fungi; Ascomycota; Eurotiomycetes; Eurotiales; Aspergillaceae. The transcript is spliced from 3 exons. The coding region runs from base 19 to 1215 and encodes 398 amino acids. Gene Ontology annotation, cellular component: chromatin. Gene Ontology annotation, molecular function: DNA-binding transcription factor activity, RNA polymerase II-specific; RNA polymerase II cis-regulatory region sequence-specific DNA binding; zinc ion binding.
GUUACAGUCUCCGUGUCCAUGAUGCCUGCGAGCGGCACAACCCGCUUCUAUUGUCGCCAUCAAGGUUGUAGCGCCAGUUACCGGCGCCAAGAACAUCGAACUCGACACGAGAGCCAGCACUCCGGCACUCGAACAGCGAGUUGUCCCUUCUGUGAUCGCAGUUUCUCCCGCAGCGACACUCUCCGCCGACACAUACGGCGAGACCACGAAGAGGAAGAACUACAAAGCUCUCGUGCGACUCGCGCAUGCCGUUCCUGUCGCGUAGGCAAAGUUCGGUGUCGAGGGGGCAACCCCUGCAAGCAAUGUCGAGAAAAGGGACAUCGUUGCAUCUUUGAGGAUCGAGUUGCUCCUCAGCCAGAUACGCCAAAUGCACACGCUUGUCUCGAUGACGCCAUUGAUCUGGAACGAGCAGAGAACAAUCAAAAUGAUCCUCGAGAGCAGAUUGACCACUAUAUCCAACUCUACUUUGCUCGCUUCCAUCCCCGGUGGCCGUUUCUUCAUCGCGCCACUUUCGGUGCUUCGCACGAACCAAACCUCCUGCUGUAUGCUGUGGUGAUGAUCGGCAUGUGGGUGUCUGGGAAGGAUACCUGCCGGAGGUCCGCACUGGAUUUACACAGGAAACUGGGCACGUGUAUUCGGCAGCAACAGCCAACCUGGCAGGGUUUAAGUAACCAGGAACCAAGACCAGCGUCAGCUUGGCCGAUUGCCACCUAUCAGGGCGUCCUCCUUUAUCUGAUAUUCUCUCUUCUGUCGGCCCCACACUACUCUCACUCACUUGACUUGACUAUCCAGCUUCCCCUGUCAGACCGGAGGAUACUAACCGCCCUGGUACAGACCUGUCUGAGACACAAUGUGUUCUUUUACCCGGCAAUGGUAGGCCGUUAUCACGAUAUCGACGAUGUUACCUGUAUAUGGGUCGGAGUAGAAGAGAUAAAGCGCCUGGGCCUAGCUCUGUAUAAGGUAUGUAACAGGUGCCGGAGCGCUCGCCAAGGUGAACCAGAUGGAGACAGUAACUCCCAGUUACUGUGCCUCUCGGACCUACGGUUCCCAGCCCCAGAUAGCAAUCAUUUAUGGGAGGCGAAGUCCAAUCCAGAACUUUCCACUUUGCUGGCUCAAACCUCCAGAGGCAUGAAUCCGGACGGUCGAGAAAUUAAAUUAAUAUCUGAAAGUGGGGGUUGGCUGGAUGAUGUUGAUCCCGGAUUCAAUUGGGUUUGAUUUCUAUUGCAUAUAUAGAUUCUAUGUAAGGGCUGCACUUAUGAUGCCAAUUAAAUAAAGAAAGGAAAGAGUCAACAAGGACGGAUGUCCACCGGGGGUGCUUAUGAAAUAGCAUUCGCCUACCAGAUGAUUCAAGUCACUUCACAGAAAGUGG